AUGGAUCGCCUCGGAGUACUCGAGAUCAAUGAUGAACCUGCACCUCACAAAAAGCAGCGGAAGCAGACCCAACGUCCAAGCAAUACGGGUCUUUAUGAAAAACGUCGACCAAAAAGAAAAAGCACGUUCUGUUGCUUUACAAUCGACGAGGAAAGCGACGGCGGUGCACCUUCAAAGCCUAUCCAGAAACCCAUGCAACAACGUCCAACUGGGUCAUCGUCAAGCCAAACGCCGUAUCAAAGAACCCCAAAGCCGAGUUCAACUCGACCUCCUCAAAAUGGGCGAGUCCCAGCACAGUCCACCUAUGGUCAAAGCCAAGGCCAAACCAGACCCCAAGCCCAGAAAGAAAGACACUCAUCAACAUCCUCCCAAACCCAAUCCCUACUAUCCUGGAUCCCCCCAACAAUCUCCCCCCAAACGACCUCAAUCCUCCUCACAGAACUAGCCAAACCAAUUUCCUCAGCCGACGAUGAAGGCUACAUCUACAUGUUCUGGGUCACGCCCCAAAUAACCACCAACGCCAAAGGCGACCCGCCCCAAACCCAAGAACCCCCAUCCAGAGAUCUAGCAGCAUCCCUAAUCCCACCAACAGCCCCAACCGACAGCACGCAUCUCAGACCUCCAACCCAGUCUCGCAGCGUAAGCGACGCACUCCGCGCGGCAGGGGAUCUCAACGCCCUGUCCUCAAACCCGACCUCCACAUCUCCCGGCACGAUCAGACUUAAGAUUGGUCGGACGAGCAACGUGCACAGACGGUUGAAUGAGUGGUCUAAGCAGUGCUCACAUGACUUGACGCUUAUUCGGUACUAUCCAUACACAUCGUCUUCGUCAUCUUCUUCUUCUUCGUCGCCAGCUAGAAGGAAGGAAAAAAGUGCGAAAGACACGCUAGCGCCUGGUCGGAAGGUUCCGCAUGUCCAUCGUGUCGAGCGGCUGAUUCAUCUUGAGCUGGCUAGUCUGCGCGUGAAGGAUUUGGGAAAGUGUCCUGACUGUGGGAAGGAGCAUCGGGAGUGGUUUGAGGUUGAGGCUGAGAAGGAGGCUCUGAAGAGAGUUGAUGAUUGUGUUAGGAGGUGGGUUUCUUGGGGGGAGUCUGUUUGA
Molecule: messenger RNA, 1095 nt
Organism: Penicillium nucicola
Lineage: Eukaryota; Fungi; Ascomycota; Eurotiomycetes; Eurotiales; Aspergillaceae
Exons: 1
Coding region: 1-1095 (364 amino acids)
Source: RefSeq, a predicted model, not a curated record